AAAGGCGGGAGCAGGUUACUUGCUUGGUGUUGGGAUACGAAUGGCGGUGCUGUUGCUUAGGGUUGUACAUGCACCGCUCUGAACGCUCUCUCCGCUCAACGAUUCAACACUAUAUCCAAAGAGAUUCUGCUCCUUUCGUUUUCUUCUCACCGGUAGAUUUGGAUUGAAGGCUGAAGUGAAAUAGAGUUAUGGCGGAUUUGGAAAAUUUACUUUUGGAGGCAGCAGGGAGAACCCGACACUCUCAUCCGCCUUCAAGAGGACAUGAUCAUUGUCGGAGUGACUCUGGAGGGGAUGAUUCAGAUGACGAGCAUAAUUAUUCGGGCCGAAAGCCCCCUGGCUCGCAAGUUCCCCUAAAGAAGAGAUUUGAUUCGGAAAGAGAUGAUGGGGAGGGAAGUCAGGAAGGAGGGGAUGAUGAUAUUGGUGAUAGCAGUGAUGAAUCUGAUAUUGGUGAUGAUCUUUAUAAGAAUGAAGAUGACAGGCGUAAGCUUUCUGAGAUGACUGAACUUCAGAGGGAGAUGAUAUUGUCAAACAGGGCUACCAGGAAAAAUGAUAAAGAUUUAUUGGGGAAGUUAGCCUCAAAGCGGGAGAAGGGAAAUACAACUUUAGUCGGGAAACUGACUACACCUCACCAGUCAUCUCGUGUGCGUUCAUCAGCCAGGUCAACAGCCAAGGAUGGUGCUUUGAAUGAAUUGCGUGCGAAAAGAUUAAAGCAGCAAGAUUCAGAAACAAACCGCAGGAUAAGUGAGGCAUCUAGAAGUUCAGGGGCUAGGCAUGUUUCACCGAAGCGCAAACCUUUCCCUUCAACAAUUCCUGGUAGCUCAAGUGAUAGUGAAAGUAGGUCCGACAGUGAUGAUGAUGGGUCAAGUGGAGAUGACAGAAUUAUUGACAGUGAUGAUGACAGGAUAAUGUUAGGAUCUGAAGGGCUUUCAUUUGAGGAUAUAAAAGAAAUCACCAUUCGCAGAUCAAAACUUGCAAAAUGGUUUAUGGAGCCCUUUUUUGAGGAGUUAAUUGUUGGUUGUUUUGUGAGAGUUGGCAUUGGUAGAUCAAAGUCAGGGCCUAUCUACAGGCUCUGCAUGGUUAAAAAUGUUGAUGCCUCAGAUCGUGAUCGACAGUAUAAAUUAGAAAAUAAAACCACGCACAAGUACUUAAAUCUUGUCUGGGGAAAUGAAACUUCUGCUGCAAGGUGGCAAAUGGCUAUGAUUAGCGACUCUCCUCCACUCGAGGAGGAGUUCAAACAGUGGCUGAAGGAAGUAGAGCGAAGAGGUGGCAGGAUGCCAACAAAGGAAGAAGUGGUAGAUAAAAAAGAAGCUAUACAAAAGAUCAAAUUAUUUGUUUACUCAGCAGCUACUGUGAAGCAGAUGUUACAAGAAAAAAAAUCUACCAAAUCAAGGCCACUAAAUAUUGCAGCUGAAAAGGAUCGGUUAAGGACAGAAUUGGAUAUAGCACUUAGUAAGCAUAAAGAAGCCGAAGCAAAUAGGAUCACGAAAAGAUUGCAAGAAUUAGAGGAAUCUCGGAAAACUAGGGAGAAGGAUGCCAGGGCUUUGAAGCUUGCUGAGAUGAACAGAAAGAACAGGUUUGAGAACUUCAAAAAUGCUUCUGAAUUGAAGCCAAAUAUUGGUUUGAAAGCAGGAGAGGUAGGUCAUGAUCCCUUUUCAAGGAGAUGGACUAGAUCAAGGAACUAUUAUGCUGCAGAAUCAGCUGAAGAGGCUGCAGCUGAAAAAAAUAGUGCUGACGAGGCUGUGGCUGAUACAGGCAUGGGAGCAGCUGAAACAGCGGAAGUUGGUAUGGUGGCUACUGCUGUGGCUUUGGAAGCUGCUGCAGGUGCUGGAAAGUUGGUAGACACAAGUGCUCCGGUAGAUCAAGGGACAGAGUCAAAUAUGCUGCAUAAUUUUGAGCUGCCAAUAUCAUUAGCUAUUCUCCAAAACUUUGGUGGAGCCCAAGGAGUUCGGGCAGGAUUUAUGGCACAAAAACAAAGAAUAGAAACAACCAUUGGAUUCCAAGUCCUGGAAAAUGAUGGAGCGAGGCAUGCGCUGACAUUAACAGUUAGUGAUUACAAGAGAAGAAGAGGGCUUCUUUGAAAUCCGUUCAACUAACACCUUUCACCAGGUCUACUUUUUUAAAAGGUGAAUUGUGCUUUUGAAUUCUCUAUAGUACUGUCGUGCCCGUUAAUAACUAAAUAUCUAGCAAUUUUUCAGGUGAUCAUCGAGUUUUCAUUUCCUUUUACCUUCCCCAAAAUUUAAAAGGAAAAUGUUAAACCCAAGUGUUAAUAUGUUUAUAAGAUUCAAUAUUGGUUUUUACUUUUCA
Molecule: messenger RNA, 2304 nt
Organism: Cajanus cajan (pigeon pea)
Lineage: Eukaryota; Viridiplantae; Streptophyta; Magnoliopsida; Fabales; Fabaceae
Product: protein RTF1 homolog
Cellular component (GO): Cdc73/Paf1 complex
Molecular function (GO): DNA binding; RNA polymerase II C-terminal domain phosphoserine binding
Source: RefSeq, a predicted model, not a curated record